Messenger RNA from Laccaria bicolor S238N-H82, 1437 nucleotides. RefSeq lists its product as uncharacterized. The record is from RefSeq and is a predicted model, not a curated record. The transcript has 2 exons. Bases 1 to 1437 code for a protein of 478 amino acids. NCBI's taxonomy places the organism in Eukaryota, Fungi, Basidiomycota, Agaricomycetes, Agaricales, Hydnangiaceae.
AUGGAGAUGGUCAGUCAAGCUCUACAAUUUUGGUAUGAACAUCAAGAAAAAGGCAAAGUCGCCUUUCGAUUUAAAGCCUUUUUGGAGGGCAAAGCGGUUCGUGUUGGGAAGGGAAAGAAGCUCGGCAAAAGCAAGGGUCAAAGGAAAGGCCGGGCAGCAACUGAGUCAUUGUCAGAUGAGGAAGCUACAGUUGGGCAGGGAAGGAAGAAGGGAAGGACCGAGUCCGGGUCAGAUGAGGAAGCUUGGCCGACUCGAAAGAAAAUAGCAUCCAAGAGUGGUUGGGAGGACUCUCAUACCGAGUCCGGGUCAGACGGGGAACCUCAGUCUACAAGAACGAAAGGGAAGAAACCUCAAGAUCAAUGGGACUCUGAUGAGGAAGCUUGGCCAAGCAUGGCAAAAGGAAGGCCAAAUCCCAAGGUGGAUGUGGAGAAGCAGGGAGUUCGGCCGACGAAGAAGAAGGCAGCCGACUUGAGAGGAACCAAGCCUGGGUCAGUCAAGGAAGCUCAGCCGAAACACGAAGUUCAGCCGACCAAGAAAGCAGUCAAAAACUUGACCACAAGAAAAGGGGAAGAUGAAGAUCAAUGGCACUCUGAUGUGGAAGAGGAGGAAGCUCGGCCCAACAGGACGAAAGCAGUGAAGUUCCUAGGGUCAGAAAAAGCAGCUCAGAAAGAUCAAUGGGACUCUGACUCAGAUGUCGAGAAGCAGGAAGUUCGGCCAAUCAAGAAGAAAGCAGCCACAGUCAAGGGGACAGGAACCAAGCCUGGGUCAGAUGAAGAAGCUUGGCCAACGACGAAGGCAGCCAACUUUGAAGGAACCAAGCCCGAGUCAGUUGAGGAAGUUCGGCCAAAACCCAAAGAACAAUGGGACUCAGACUCGGAUCUUGAGAAACAGGAAGUUCAGCCAACAAAGAAGAAAGCAGCCACCAAGAACGACUUCAAUGUAAAGGGGACAGUAGCUGAGCCUGGGUUAGACGAUGAAGCUCGGCCAACAAAGAAGACUAUUGAUAACCUGAAACCUAAAGGUGAAAGCUUUUGGGAAAUGGACUUUGCAGAGCCGUUGGGUGGACAUGGGGUGAAAAGAAAAUACAGUGAUAAUGAAGAGGAUGCCCUCCCCAACAAGACUUCUCGGUUGGAGGCCGGUUACAAACUUGGCCCCAAAAACGGCCGACCUGGCACAAUCAAGAAGGCUGCUGGCUCCCCUGUCGUACAAGACAUUUCCAUUGACAAACCAUGUACCGAGGUCGAUCCACAUGCUGGUCGCAGCCCAUCAACUAACAUUGAUUUAGUCAAGUUGGCCAUGGCUGUCCCUGUCAAGGCAAAACCUAAACCUCGGCCCAUCAAAGGCAAGGUUUCCACCGAGCUCGGUAUUGUGACCCAAGAUCGGUCAAAGAGAAUUGCUGAAGAGAGUGUUCGAACCACCCAAUCCAAGAAACAUUAG